AUGCUUUCAAGAACUACUGGUCAACCAAGUGCUCAAAAUGAUAUCUUUAUUAAUAAAUUACCAAUUAAUUCAAUUAACUCAAUUAACCAAAAUAAUUCAAUUAAUUCAAUUAAUUUAGUAUCAUCUAUUUCAUCUAAUUCAAAUACGGAUCAAUCUUUUAACAUUUCGAACCUUAGGCAUUUAAAAAGAUUUAGGCGUUUGGAUACAAUUAAUGAAUCAUCAGAACCACGUAUUAGUGCAAAUAAGAUGAACACCAAAGCUAUUACAGUAAGUAAUUCGGUUGAUAAGAUGUCUGUAAUUCCACGGUUUUAUUUUCCGGUUAUAUCCAAAAUUCAAGAAACUCGACUUGAAUCUGUUUUGACCAAGCUUCGGGAAAUAUUAUCUUCAAAUAAUUAUUUAAAUAGGUCACACUUUGGAUUAAUCACAAGAGAAUGUGGCUUACCUCGUUAUAUGAGCGCGGCGUUGUUUUGUAAAAUGUUUGAGCAUGGAAGUGGAAAUGAACAAUAUAUGAUUGUUGCUUUAAAAUCAAUUAUAAUUGUUAAUGAUGAUUCACUUUUUCAACUUGAAGAUAUCGUAAUGAACCAUCCCGGUUUGGAAUUUUUGAGGAAAAAUAUCAUAUUUCGAGAACGUUAUGUCGAAACUGUAAUUUGUCGACUUUUUUAUGAUUACAAUCGCAAUUGGACCGGCAAAAUGACUUAUAAAGAAUUUAAAAGAAUAGAUUUACCAGGAAUGUUGAGAAAGUUAGAAUCCAAAAUUGAUCUAAAUAAUACUUGCAGCUACUUUUCAUACAACCAUUUUUAUGUAAUAUAUUGUAAAUUUUGGGAACUUGAUAAUGAUUACGAUUUACGUAUAAACAAGAAAGAUCUUGCUCGAUAUUCUGAUAAUGCAUUAACUUCAAGGAUAAUCGAUCGCGUAAUACACGGAUACGGAAAAACGACUGAUUUGUCGAUGAAAGAAUAUGAUUCGAAUAAUCCAAAAAUGAGUUAUAGGGAUUUUAUAUGGUUUCUCUUGUCAGAAGUUGAUAAAUCUACAAAUACAUCUAUUGAAUAUUGGUUUCGAUGUUUAGAUAAUGAUGGUGAUGGUGUUUUAAGCGUAUACGAGCUUGAAUGGUUUUAUGAAGAACAAUUAAAUCGUAUGAGACUUUUUGGCAUAGAACCAAUAAAAUUUAAAGAUUGUAUUUGUCAAAUGUUCGACCUGAUCAAACCUUCGAAUCCGUACGUAAUAACUCUCAAAGACCUUAAACGGUGUAAACGAAAUGCACCCCCGUUUUUUGAUAUGCUUUUUAAUAUUUCUAAAUUUAUCGCUUACGAAAAUUAUCAACAGCAAUUAGGUGAAAUGAAAGAAAUCGAUGCAUACGUUAACGUAGAAUAUGACAAAAUAUUACGUGCUGAACAAAAUAGGCGUAGAUCGUAUGAAAGACUUGAAACGUUAGGAGCAAAAAAUAUGUCUAAUAAUAUUACUAUUGAUAGUUUUAGAAAUAACGUUAUCGGUAAUAGAAUCAUUCAUUAUUCAAAUAAGCAAAUUAUUUGUGAAGAGAUUAAUAAUAACGAUGACGACAAGAAUCGUGGUGAUGAAGACGACGAUGAUAAAGAAUUGUUAUAA
Messenger RNA from Dentiscutata erythropus, 1602 nucleotides. Lineage: Eukaryota; Fungi; Glomeromycota; Glomeromycetes; Diversisporales; Gigasporaceae. The record is from the annotation of a GenBank genome assembly.